UUUGCAUGUCGGCGGGUGCGAGGGAGAGUCGAGGGGUGGAGGGCGGUAUUCUGGGCCCUGCGCGCUCCGCUCUCUGUGCCUCCCGGUCUACGCCCAGGCUGGGGCAGACCAGGCUGGCUUGUGAACUUGGGGGUUUCCCCUUUCGCUCCCAUUCGUGUUGUGGUCGUGAAUUCAUCCAGGGUCCAGAAUGACGAUCCGACACCAAGGCCAGCAGUACAGGCCGAGGAUGGCAUUUCUCCAAAAGAUCGAAGCCCUGGUGAAGGACAUGCAGAACCCAGAGACGGGAGUCAGAAUGCAUAACCAGAGAGUCCUGGUCACCAGUGUCCCUCACGCCAUGACAGGAGGUGACGUGCUGCAGUGGAUCACCCAGCGCCUUUGGAUCUCUAACCUGGAGGCACAGAACCUGGGCAACUUUAUUGUCAAGUAUGGCUACAUCUAUCCUUUGCAAGACCCCAAGAAUCUCAUCCUCAAGCCGGACAGCAGUCUCUACCGAUUUCAGACGCCAUAUUUCUGGCCCACGCAGCAGUGGCCAGCUGAAGACACAGACUACGCCAUCUAUCUAGCGAAGCGGAAUAUCAAGAAGAAGGGGAUUUUAGAAGAAUAUGAAAAGGAAAAUUAUGAUUUCUUGAACAAGAAGAUUAAUUACAAGUGGGAUUUUGUCAUCAUGCAGGCCAAAGAGCAGUACCGGACUGGAAAGGAAAGGAACAAAGCCGACAGGUACGCGCUGGACUGCCAGGAGAAGGCGUAUUGGCUGGUGCACCGAAGUCCGCCUGGAAUGAACAAUGUGUUAGACUACGGCCUGGACCGCGUGACCAAUCCAAACGAAGUUAAGAAACAAACUGUCACUGCUGUCAGAAAAGAGAUCAUGUAUUACCAACAGGCCUUAAUGAGGUCCACAGUGAAGUCUUCGGUGUCUCUUGGAGGAAUUGUCAAGUACAGCGAGCAGUUCUCGUCCAAUGACGCCAUCAUGUCCGGCUGCCUUCCAAGCAAUCCUUGGAUAACAGACGACACCCAGUUCUGGGAUUUAAAUGCCAAAUUGGUGGAGAUCCCAACCAAGAUGCGAGUGGAGAGAUGGGCUUUCAACUUCAGCGAACUGAUUCGAGACCCCAAGGGUCGGCAGAGCUUCCAGUACUUUCUCAAGAAGGAAUUUAGUGGGGAGAACCUAGGAUUCUGGGAAGCCUGUGAGGACCUGAAGUACGGCGAUCAGUCCAAGGUCAAGGAGAAAGCAGAGGAGAUCUACAAGCUGUUCCUGGCCCCAGGUGCGAGGCGGUGGAUCAACAUAGACGGCAAAACCAUGGACAUCACCGUGAAGGGGCUCAGACACCCCCACCGCUAUGUACUGGAUGCAGCGCAGACCCACAUUUACAUGCUCAUGAAGAAGGAUUCUUACGCACGCUAUUUGAAAUCUCCAAUCUAUAAAGAAAUGCUGGCCAAAGCUAUCGAGCCCCAGGAAACCACCAAGAGAAGCUCCACCCUCCCAUUUAUGAGGCGUCACCUACGCUCCAGCCCAAGCCCUGUCAUUCUGCGGCAGCUGGAAGAAGAAGAGAAAGCUCGAGAAGCAGCCAACACCGUGGACAUCACCCAGGUCAUGAGCAAGCUGGACCGCAGGAGCCAACUCAAAAAGGAGCUGCCUCCUAAAUGAAUGUCUGUUUCCUGGGGUCGGGGUGGGAGUCGUGCACGUAGGAGAGGCUUACGCCCCCCACCACCCCCAAAAGGAGUAGCAUUUAGAAGGUCAGCAAAAUGUAGUGUUCAGAGUUCAGAGGGGACUUCCCAGAUCAAGGGUUACCUGGCUUUGUUUUCCUACUCCAGGUCACCAAGUUAGUGGCAGUGCCCAGCCACAUUGCUUUAGGGAGCACAUGUGUGAGAAGCAUAGGAGAAAACACAUUGUGUGCUACCUUAUCAAGAAACUGACCCUGUACCCUCCAAGGUUGCUUUUGCAGGAGCGUGUCUUUAGAAUAGCUGUGUGAAACUUCUCACCCCACCUCUCUAAUUUAGAUGCCACUUCUGAAUCUGCUUGUGAUCUGUCCACAGGGCUCUUAUAAGGCCCUUCCAUGGUCUCUCCUGCUACAUCUGCCUAGGGAGAGACACUUUUCCUAGUGAGCUUGUUCUUAGCCAUGGUGAUUUAUUUUCUUUCUAUUUUUCUAUCCCCUUGGGCAUAACGUAUGAAUCAAUAGCUUAUAGGAAUGAAAGACUCAGGCCAGAGGAGACAAGGCGAAAUGUCCUGUUGAGGGUAUCUCUUUGGCUAAAGAAGAGAGAAAGGCAAUGCUGGUUGUGGCCAGGGGAAGGAUGUAUCAGAUCCGUAUCAUAUAUACUUCUGGCAAUAUUUGCUAGAUUUCGGAACUACCUUUCUCCAUAGUUAUAGACUUUGCUAUCUCAGCACUCAGGGGCAGCUCAUUCCAUGCCUUGAGGUCCGACAAGGUUAUAUUUGAAGAUAAAUACCCCUUAAUUAUGCAAAGGAGAACAAGACUAGUGUAAGAGAUCAGUCUUCUAAAGUAGGAACAGUCAGUCACACAUUCCACACACUUAUUGAGUACCUACUAUGCGCGGGGCUUGGAUGAACAAAAGCAACACUGCUCUUCUCUUAUAGAGCUUGUAGUGUCCAGGUCUGACAAAAGAAGUUAAACUAUCAGGUAGCACUGGUGGCACAGCAGUGGGCCACACACUUGAGUGGCACGCUGUAGUGAGCAUUUAUUGUUCAUACGGACGGGGUCAUCUCCGCCGCUCUAUUGUUUCUCGGCUUGGUUUUCCCCUAUGUCUGGAGUUUGGCUUGCAGAAGCUGAAGCUGGCAGGGACAGGACAUGUCUUCUCUGCUUCGUGUGCCUCGUCCUCCAACAGCCCUGCCUAGGUGUGGUCUUAGGGUGGUGGCAGAAUUACAAGGGACAAAAUAGAGAUACGUGCAUGCCUAUGGCUUCCCAUGGUUUCAUCCAUCUUUUCUUGGCCAGAGAAAGCCACAAAGGCCUCCUAGAUUAGAGAAGUGAGGAAUCAGGGCUGGGGAUACAGAUAGCUGGGUAGAGUGUUUGCUUUCCAUGCAUAAAGUCAUGGGUUCAAUCUCUGGCACCAUAUAAAACCAAAGAUGGUGGUGCACACCUCUAAUCCCAGACCUCGGGAGGUGAAGGCAGGACUAUUAUGAGUUCAAGUUCAUCAUUAAAUGCAUAAUAAAUUUGAGGCCAGCCUGAGCUACAUGAGACCCCGUGUCCAAGCAGGGAAAGUGAGUAGGGAAAUGAACUCUAUUUUUUUUUUAGUAAAAAUAUGUCAGAGUCCCAUUGAAAAAUACAUGGAUUCAGGAAGUGUAUAAAAUUGUGUUCACUGUAGUAAUUGUUAACUAAAAACAGGAUAAAACCUGUUGAAUAGGUUACAAAGGGAAUGAGUAUGAUAGCAUGAUAAGGAAAUUGCGUUCCGAGUAGACUUACGCCUCUUUGAAACAGUGACAGAGGAACAGAAGAUGAGAAAGAAUUGUCACAGGGUGUGGACCAAGCAAGGAGAACAUUCCACAGAGAGAGGGACAAUAAGGACAAAGCCCAGGUGUGGGGAAUGAGUCAGAGUGAACUGAAGAGCCAGGUGGAUGGAGUUUGGUGAAUGAGGAAGAAAUGGUAUAAGACAAGACGAGAGGUGGGUGGGGACAGCCAAGAGAGGUGGGCGGGGCUGAAAGAGAUGGGAGUGGCCAGCCAAGAGAUAUGGGUGGGGCUGAGGGGCGUGGGCAUGCCAGAUCACUCAAGACUGUCUAGCCAAUACAAGUAGUUUGCCUUCAUUGGUUUCCUGCUACCAAGAUAAUCCCAGCCCCAAAGAGGAGAACAAGCACUUCCAAGGUUCACAAGUUACUCUGAGAUGUUACCAAGAGAACUGCUUUUAAAAUAUUCUUUUGAAUAUUUAUAUUGGUGUUCUCCAGCAGAAGCUUCAGUUUAUAAACUGAAGAGAGGGACAAGAAUCUAGCUUCCCUCUUGGAGUCUAAUGCAAUACCUAGCAAGUUCUAUACAUGUGUGUCACAUGACUAGAUGGAUGGAUGAAUGAAUGAAUAAAUGAAUAAAUGAAUGAGUGAGAGAAUGGAUGGAAGGAAGAAUGGAUGAAUAAUGGAUAGAUGGAAAGAACUCUGAAUUCUGAGGAAGACUGUUGGGCCCUGGUCCUAGUUCUAUCACAAGCCAUGUAGUUCUGAGCAACUCACAAGGCCUCUCUGCUUCCAACUCAUUUGUGGAAAGAGAGGCUCUCUCUAGAUCACUCUGUAAAACUGGGAUACCAAUUUUACUUGAAUAUUUAGAAUAGGAGGAGGAAAUUUCGGUAAUUUUUAAAAAUUUACAUUAAAACAACCAUAAAUAUAUUAUGAAAUAGAAUGCAAGAUGCGCAUGAAUUUUUCAGGCUAACGUUGGAGACAUCAAAGUUAUUUCAUGCUUGGCUAUGCAGGUUCAGGCGCUGCCCCUCUAAGACUCCAGGGAGGAUGCGUGUUUACCCAGCUCUCCUGCUGUUUGGCCUACUUAAGUGGGGGAGUUGGGGAAGCAUGAAGCCAGAGAAUGUUUGCUGUCCCUUCUAAUCAGUCCACAUGAGCUGAGAUCUCGCCAGCAGCAUGGUGGAACCAAUGAGUUUGUCUCGAGCUCCUCAGGGCAUGACUGCCUAGAUCCUGCUCAUAUUUGGUCUCUCCAUCUGCUGCCCCACUCCCCACACUUGUGUUUCUCAAAUCUGUCAUUCUCUGAAAGACAACAGUGUGCUGUUUCUGGUUCUGUCCCACAUAUAUAGGGAUCUACUCAGCGUUGGAGGUACGAGGUCCUAGGAUCAGUGAGGGUCAGGGGCAGUAGAGUAGGAGAGCGCUCUCUGCUCAGUGGGUGAAGAUAUAGAGGUCUGGACAUUACCAAAGGAUAGGUACAAGAUGGCAGCAAUUAAUUAUCCACAAUAAUUGGAGGAAGAGGAGGAGGAGAGAAUGUAUGUAAGUAGAGGCUAGAAUAUAUACUUAUACAUAUAUAUAAUUUAGUUUUGAGUCAAGGUCUUACUAUGUAGCUCUGGCUGGACUGGAACUCCCUAUGUCUACUGGAGUGGCCUUGAACUCACAGAGCUCUGCCUGCAUCUGCCUCCAAAGUGCAGGGACUACGGGUAUGUACCACCGCCAGUGGCUCUUAAAGAACAGUUUUGCUUUUUCUUUUUUUAAAAAUAAGGAUCAGUAGAAGAUUAUGGGGGAUAAAAAAUAUGCAAAGUGGUCUUUGUCCUCAGGGAAAAUGUGUGGGUGCAAAUGGCUGUACCAUGAGCCAGAGUGUGAUUAGGAUUUGUCUGUGUUUAAAACUUAAGCCAGAGUGGAGAGAGAAUCGUCUGACCCGAGAGAAGCUUUCUGGAGAUGUGAGAUCAGAAGAUGUGUCAGGCUUAGGUCAGGCGUGGUAGUGCACUCACCUUUAAACCGAGCACCGGAGAGGCAGGGGGAUGCAGGUUUCUAUGAGUUAGAGGCAAGCCUGCUUUACAUAUGGCUUCCAGGAUGGCCGGAGAUGUGUAGUGAGACCCUUUCCCAACAAACACAAAGAACAAACAAAUAGGAAGAGGUUCAGGUUCAGAUACCAGUUUUCUUCUGUGUGUUACAACCAUUCAUCUUUCCACAAUGCUAUCCCGUCUCUGUUCCAUGCCAAGCAUUGUACGGGUGCUGCAGUCAGGGACUGUGGUGAGGAGAAGAGAGGAGAGAGGCCCCUAUUGCCUACUUACAGUUAACAGGAAAGACAAGAGCUUGGGCAGUUGAAUUACAGGGGAGCCCCGUGAUGCAUUGCGAGGCCAUUGCAGGAACCACUACCGUGUGGAAGAGUAAAGACUUUAAGGUGACUAGAGGAGCCCUAGGGUAGGUAGUUGGUAUGCGUGAUUAGGACCAAUGGGUAACCUGGACUGCCCAUCCUGGCAGGCCCUAUUUACCAUCCAGCUCCCAGGACUUCAUGUCUGGGUGGCCUCAGAGUAACUCAACUAUGAGCUUCAGCUCUUUCCCCCUCUCACUCCUGCCCCACCCCAGUGUCAGAGCCUGAGUCUGACGGUGCUGUCUCAAGAUCGAUAAGAAGAUUCAUGGGCUUGGUGGCAAAGGUCCUGGAUAUUCCUUUCUAAUUCUUAGGUGUUGGAAGAGCAUCUGUAGUUGAUGCCACAGCUCCAAAGAUGGCAAUGGCUCCUGCUAAGUUGUCACCAUGAGCAAAGCUAACAGUAGCCCCUCAGGACCCAUUUAUAUCUCACAUAGCACAUACUCAGAUAAUGCUAUUACUGUAUUUAAAUCACUACAAUAGCAUUUAUUGUGUCGUGUCCUCAGACACCCUCUCAAUUUCUUAAUGGCAGAAUUUAACCACAUCACAAGCUUCUCUGCCCAUGGGGGCUAACUAUGCUAGAUUAUAUUAUUUUCUAAGGUCCUAACAUUUCCUUUGUAGGAUUCUAUUCUCCUGUUUGACUCUUACAGAAAACAUUGCUUUCACUGUGGGUAUUAAGUAAAAGGUGCAAGAGCCAGGGGCAGGAAAAUAAGGGCUAAGGUACUUAGAAUCAUGGCCAGCACAUCAGAAACACUCAACAAAUUUGGAUUGCUACCUUGUCACCACCAAAAUCAUCAUCCUUACCAUCACUGCUACUAACAUCAUUAUCACGACUAUAACCACCAUCACCAUCACCACCAUCAUCCCAAUCACCAUCCCCAUCAUUUCACCAUCAUCACCAGCAGCAGCAGCAUCAUCAUUAUCAUCCCAAUCACUGUCACCAUCAGUACCAUUCCCAUCGUCAUCACUAUCAUCACCAUCGUGGUCAUCGUCAUCAUCGUCAUCGCCAUCACCCUGUCACUACCAUUGUAACAAUCCCUGUUACCAUCACUCUCCACCACCGUUCCCACCAUCUUCACCAUCCGAAUCAACUUUCCCAUCACCUCCACCACCAUCUCUACCGCCACCACUACCACCGUAACAGAAACAGCCUCAUCACCACCGCCAUCACCAUGAUCACCACUACUACUUUUACCACCAUACCGAUUACACUCCCUGUACGCUUUGUGGUCUCGAAGUAAGCUGCUGCUUCCUUCUGUCAGUGCUGUUCAACACGGUGACCUGUUAUUCUUUUGGUUUAUGUAUAAACUGAGCCACGCUUAAAUCGUUAUCAUCCCAAACCGUCUUAGCCCUCUGCUGCCUCCGUGUCCUCUGUGAUCUCUAGACAGCAUUAGGUUAUGUUUGAGGUAUUACAUCCUCUAGUUACAGCUUCUAAGAGAGGACUCAUGAGUAACAAUGUCAGGACCAGCAGACCUUCAUCUCCACAAUCUAUGGCUGAAUCAAGGGUCAGUCCCAGUAGGAUGGUCUUGCGCUAGACUGUGUUCAGUGGGAUGACUAGCUAAAGAAAUGACAUGGUCACCUAAGUUGUCUUUUAUGGGACCAGCUUUACUUGCUCUUGGAGAAGAGGGGGAGGGGAUGACAGGAAGAGACUGAAGGGGGCUGGGUCCUUGCAUUCUGAACUCAGCCACCGGUCUUUGAUUUCUCAGCUAGAUUCUAAUGGAGCAAGAAUGAGUAGGGACGCUGAACCAUCUGCCUUGUCUUCCAUUAAAAACUCUGUGAUUGUGUCUUCCUGUUAUAAUGUGCUGCCUCAUUUCAUGCUCCUGCCAUCCCUCUCUCUGUUUCCACGCACAACAAUAAAAAGAAAAGCUGCUCGCACCAGUUCUAAA
Mus musculus (house mouse) is the source of this 7630-nucleotide messenger RNA. It is a transcript of the gene Rgs9, whose product is annotated as regulator of G-protein signaling 9. Bases 188 to 1642 code for a protein of 484 amino acids. Gene Ontology annotation, biological process: G protein-coupled receptor signaling pathway; regulation of G protein-coupled receptor signaling pathway; regulation of calcium ion export across plasma membrane. Gene Ontology annotation, cellular component: membrane. The record is from RefSeq and is marked validated. Gene Ontology annotation, molecular function: GTPase activator activity. NCBI's taxonomy places the organism in Eukaryota, Metazoa, Chordata, Mammalia, Rodentia, Muridae. The transcript is spliced from 17 exons.